Rhipicephalus sanguineus (brown dog tick) is the source of this 771-nucleotide messenger RNA. It is a transcript of the gene mRpL15, whose product is annotated as 39S ribosomal protein L15, mitochondrial. Gene Ontology annotation, biological process: translation. The record is from RefSeq and is a predicted model, not a curated record. NCBI's taxonomy places the organism in Eukaryota, Metazoa, Arthropoda, Arachnida, Ixodida, Ixodidae. Gene Ontology annotation, molecular function: structural constituent of ribosome. Gene Ontology annotation, cellular component: mitochondrial large ribosomal subunit.
GUGAACAUUGAGGUUCAGCAUGCCAGAGAGCCUGUGAUUGCUGCCAUUGAACGCAAUGGUGGCACCAUCACCACAGCCUACUUCGACAUAGAGAGCGUCACAGCCCUCAUGAAUCCCGAGAAGUUCUUCAAGCAGGGCCUCCCCAUCCCAAAGCGCAAACUGCCGCCAGAGGAUGCCAUCCGGUAUUACAGCGACCCAGAAUUUCGUGGCUACCUGGCUGAUCCGCAGGAGGUAGCCAAGCACCGUUUUCUCUUGGCACAGAAGUAUGGCUACGAGCUGCCGGAUUUGGAAAGAGAUCCCAGCCACGAGAUGUUGAAAGAGCGAAAGGACCCACGUCAGGUUUUCUAUGGCCUUCAAUCGGGCUGGGUUGUAAACCUGAAAGAUAAGGUUAUUCUAAGGCCAACCGACCCAGAGUACAAAGAAUACUACAAUAUCUGAGUAGCCUUCUUGUGGCUUUUUAAAUGCUACUCAUCACGAAAUUUUCUUAACUCAUUGUUAUAGGUGCGUGUUCAUUGUCACAUUCAUAUGAAAUUAUCACAGCAGUUAGAAUGCCUGAGAUGCCCUUUUGUUUUUUUAAGUGUAAAAGAAACUAAAAAGAUGCGUGGCAGCAUCUCUGGGGCAGCCUUUGUCUAAACCUAUCAAUUUCAGUAUGAUUAAGAUCGUUAUUAUAUUAUGCAGUGUUUCUUCUACGAGACCACUGUUGGUUAUGCCACAAGACAGUUGUAAAGCCCAGUAGUUGUAAUAAAGUAGCUUUUGCUAUUUUUGUUUCAA